AUGCCGACACUUUGUUCUCUCGACCCAUUCACACCAGGCAAGCGGCGACCCAAAUGCUGCGCGCAAUACGUCUCCGAAGCUGAAACCCUCGCCCAGGCCAGGGAAGGGCGGGUGCAUGCCCGCCGAGAUUCCAGUGCCUCCUUCGACGAGCGUCUUCUAGCCACGAAUGAGGGCCGUGGGAAGCCAGAGCCUAUUGAUUCACCUUCGGCUGACAUGGAGCUGCAAAUGCAAGACGGAAGAGGCUGCAGACCUCGCGAGCCACGUCUGUCAUUUCUGUCGGCUGUGCAGACUCGACAUCUGGACCUCCUUCCGAUGCCGAAUGACCAAAAAGAAUUAAUACACCAUUGGUCGACGUAUUUGAGCGUGAAGCUUGCUAUAAUUGACGGCCCGGACAAUGUUUGCAGAAGUUCAAUGUGUUCCAGGGCCCUGACCGGUCUCUUGAGCAGCUCCAAAGAAUCCAGCGCCGACAUAACAAUAUUUCAUGCUAUAUGCGCCGGGGCCGCAUUCAACCUCUUUGAGCUUACUCAAGGCAGCGUCAAGGCCCAUGAAAUCCUCGCACUCAAACACGAGAGGCUUGCGCUUAUGCACCUGCGUUACAACCUAGGCCGGCACGAGGAAUUGAAGAAUCAGUCCCUUGGUUUGGCAAUCAUGGCAUGCAUCGUCGUGGAUGCAAUUGCGGGCACCACGGGACGCUGGCGAGCCCACCUUGCAGGUGGCAUGUCUUACCUCAGAUACCUCGCCGCACACGGAUGUGAUACCGAAGACGAGUUCAUUCGUGACAUGCUCUAUAUGGCGAUACUGUGCCAAUUGGAUGUUCAAGAGGGCGGCUGGGACCUGUUGGGCAAACAAUCCAGAGGAAUAGGUCCAGAUCCCUCUUAUGGGGCUUGCAGUUCCUUUUUCAGCAACCUUGCGAGGAUGAACCAAUUUUCGACGGCGAAACACCGACCCCCGACGGACCAAGAGUUGGAUGCGUUCGAGCUGCAACUGCAUCUCAGUUGCCCAUCCCCGCAAUCGCCCUCACUCAAGAUAAAGCCGAACCAUCGAGCCACGGUCAUACACCACGUGGCCAAGGCAUUUCACUAUGCCAGUAUUGUCUACUUCCAACGGAGCAUACGGCGGAGGGCACUUGAUGCCUCCAGCGACCUCGUGGAGUCUGGUGUGCAUGAACUUGAGACCAUCGAGAGCUUGACAAGGGACACCGCCGGUUGUAUGACCAUGUGGCCGGCCCUCGUCCUGGCUGCGGAAGCAUCGACCUUUGAUCUCCAGCUUCGGAUGACACAGUGGUUCCAGACAAAGCACAAACUUGGCUUCCGAAACGUACGAAUCCUUCGUGAAGUGGUGGAGGAAGUGUGGACGAGGAGGGCCCGGAGUUGCGUUCCCCGGGAGGUGUCAUGGCAAGCCGUGAUGGCAGAGCAAAAGUACGACGUGUUCAGGCUAUAA
Fonsecaea nubica is the source of this 1440-nucleotide messenger RNA. RefSeq lists its product as hypothetical. Bases 1 to 1440 code for a protein of 479 amino acids. Gene Ontology annotation, molecular function: transcription cis-regulatory region binding; DNA-binding transcription factor activity. Gene Ontology annotation, cellular component: nucleus. NCBI's taxonomy places the organism in Eukaryota, Fungi, Ascomycota, Eurotiomycetes, Chaetothyriales, Herpotrichiellaceae. The record is from RefSeq and is a predicted model, not a curated record. Gene Ontology annotation, biological process: positive regulation of transcription by RNA polymerase II. The transcript has 2 exons.